Messenger RNA from Phaeoacremonium minimum UCRPA7, 1476 nucleotides. RefSeq lists its product as hypothetical. NCBI's taxonomy places the organism in Eukaryota, Fungi, Ascomycota, Sordariomycetes, Togniniales, Togniniaceae. The record is from RefSeq and is a predicted model, not a curated record. The transcript has a single exon. Bases 1 to 1476 code for a protein of 491 amino acids.
AUGGGAUCCAUCAAGGCAGUCAAUCUCCCCGCUAAGAACGCGGCCAAAGAUGUGAGCCAAAAGGCGCACCCCAAGGCGCAUCAGAAGCCGCGCGAGAGAAGUCCCAAUCUUCCCAACUUGGCACAGAAGCGCGCUUCCAGAAUCGCGAGCAAGACAACCAAUAUCACGGGUACCAGAACCACGCAUGACACUGCAUCCCAGAUCACGACCAAGCCUGCGCGACGAGCUACCCCUCCGGGCGCAGUACGAAUCUUGCCUCCUGAUGUAAGAAGACGUAACAAAGUUGAGACUGCUCUCAAGCUUGUGUAUGGCGAGACUAUCCCCAAGGCUGUGCACCGACUUGCGCACGAGUUUGGCAAGAGUGUACCCGACAUUACGGAUAGCAAGGACGAGUACCAGUGGACUCCAAUCGAGAUCAACUACCGGCUGGUAGACAACCUUUCGCUCGGAACAAAGAUUUGGCUCCACAACUUUACGAAUCUGCCAGGAUUUGUGCAGAAGGCAGGCCACCAGAAACCUAUCUUGGAGGUUUUCAAUCUUGAAGAGCAGUACCUCCUUGACCGCAAUGGCAUGCAAGACACCAGGUACACCCUUGACAACCAGUACACCAUUCUCGCUAUAGAUGCUAUGCGCAAUCCCACGGACCCGGAGACCAAUCAAGAUCGGAUUGCCCAUCGUGUCAAACAAGUCUUCGCAGCUGCUCUUGACGCUCUCGAUGAUCUAGAGCCUCUCGAUCGUAGUCAGCAGACUGUGUUCACCCUGACAAACCCCUACAUCAUCGCGACUCACAAGCGACUGAAGAAGGCUGAUCAUUUUCACUGGAGAAAGCUGAAUUGGCAAGUCAACAGCCCGAGAAGCGUGCUUCGAUGCUACGGUCAAAACGUAGCUUUUGACUCCGUAUCGGAGAAUUUGGCGCGCAGAUCUCGCGGCACCUAUGAAUGCUGGCUCGCAGCCAAGGCAUGGUACGAAAGGAUCAGCAUACGGGUUCCCGCUCCAAAGCUGCCGAAGCAAGGCCGUGGUCUUAGAUUGGAGGAUCACAACGAUGGCCGUGAUGACAUCUACUCUCUUUACGAGAAGAGAAACCUCGAAUUAUACUUCGGCUAUGGCAAGAACACUCUCAAGACUCGGCUUAUUUAUCGAGACAGUGAUGAUGAAACUGAUAAUGAGGCGAAUGGAAGCACCAAGUCCGCGACCGCCCCUGCGCUCGAGCCCAGUAUUCAGCUCGAUGCUGUCAAAUCUCCCGAGAAGGAUAAUCACCAGACUACUUCCAAAGCUCUUGAGAAAGUCAGCCAUCAGGUUGCUGCCAAAGCUUUUGAGAACGUCAACCACCAGGUUGUUCCCAAAGCUCCUGAGACCGCCAACCACGAGACAGAUUCUGACAAAUCUCUUGAGAAGAAUGAUAACAACCCCGAGGAUCAGCUGAACAAACUCGAUUCGAAUGUGAAGGUCAUCAUCGAUCUUACAGGAGAGGAUUGA